Molecule: messenger RNA, 237 nt
Organism: Clonostachys rhizophaga
Lineage: Eukaryota; Fungi; Ascomycota; Sordariomycetes; Hypocreales; Bionectriaceae
Source: the annotation of a GenBank genome assembly
AUGUCGCGCUUCUUCCCCCACCCUCCCUACGCAGAGGACCAGCCCCUCCACCACACCAUCCUCACCACCCACGUCCUCACCCGCGGCUUCACCGCCGGCGCCAUCGUCGGCUCCCUCCUCUCCGCCUCCCGCCACGUCCUCUCCCCAGCCCGCCGCCAGCAGCCCGUCGCCCGCCUGCUCCCUCGCCUCCUCGCGUCCUCCUCCACCGGCGCCCUCGUCGGCGUCGGCCUCUCCGCC